Messenger RNA from Phyllopteryx taeniolatus (common seadragon), 3086 nucleotides. It is a transcript of the gene sytl3, whose product is annotated as synaptotagmin-like 3. Gene Ontology annotation, biological process: intracellular protein transport; exocytosis. Lineage: Eukaryota; Metazoa; Chordata; Actinopteri; Syngnathiformes; Syngnathidae. The coding region runs from base 1384 to 2685 and encodes 433 amino acids. The record is from RefSeq and is a predicted model, not a curated record. Gene Ontology annotation, cellular component: exocytic vesicle; plasma membrane. Gene Ontology annotation, molecular function: small GTPase binding; neurexin family protein binding. The transcript has 14 exons.
UUUCCACAAUAUUCUUUAUUCUCUAUUUAUUGAGAUGCACUUGUACUAGCUGUAUUGAAGGGCUCACAUUGCCAUAUUAUAGCUGCUUUUAUUUUUGUAUUUUCUGAAUUUGUGAAUCAUUAUACAUAUUCCAGAGUAAUAUUUGUGAGUAUGUGCACGUUUGCACAUGGUCUCAACCUUGAGCGUGUAGACCUUGGAAUGUAAAGUGUCUGUGUGCAUGUGCAUGUGUGUGUAUGUGUAUACUGUUUUUCUGUACUUGUGUGGACUCCCAUAAUGCACGCAUUCUCCAAGUGACCAAAACUUUGGUCCACCAAAAUAAAUUCCCACCAAUAGCUUCUAAACAUAAUUUAAGAUGCCCUUUGAAGUUUUGUAGAAAUUUCCUGAAAGGGGGGGAUUAUUUAAAAAAAAAAAAAAAAAGUGAGCAAUAUGAGUGAAUUGCCGAACCAAUUAUAGGUUAACUGUUUUGUUUUGUGUUUGUCACUAUUUGUCCACUCUCUCGCACCGUCCCAUGGUCAACCAUGGUUUUCACCCUGCUCAGAUAUAAAUUUGUGGCAGUAUAUUUGUCAAUGCUUUAAAAACGUUUUUUACAGAACUCACGUGUUCUUGUUUUUUCUCAACGUCUAAAUAUCAACAUUUAGCAACACAGAAUUUAGAAAAAAAAAACAAAAAAAACAUUCCAGUCCAAGUAGAUGUAUAUCCCACUGGGUCGUCACGGGGCUUUUUCACACCGUAACAACGAGGCGCUCUAAAGCGACCAUGCCAGCGGACUAGCCAGUGAAGUUACAUUUUUCGGAAAAAUCAGGAAAACUGAAAAGGUGAAAAACUGCUUAACAGUAUAGCUCCACAAAUUAGUACUACAUAGUUCUCAGUUUUUGCACGUUUCGGCAAUCAUCUUCAAACAUGUAUAAUGUAUUAAGAAACAAGCCUAACCAUGAAAAGUCAAUCUUCCAAACAAAACAAUAAUUCUAUAUUGGAGAAAUCAUGUAACCACAGAAUAUUAUCAUUCUAUAAAUGAUUAAAUAUAUGCAUGUGUGUGUGUGUUCGAGACCCUGUGUGAUGUUUUAUUCCUACACUAGAACUGCGCCCAAGAAAUGUUGCAAACUCUGAAAUUGGCUAAAUGAAAACACACCCAGGAAGGAUUCAUCACAGAUUGCAGCAGUAUAAGUACAAAGAAAAAAAAAAAAGAGGAAGGAUGUGUUUUGAGUGUUUCCCUAGUGUGUACGAAAGCAGCAGUCACAUUACAUCUCCACACUCUCUGUCUGGGGGAGCCAAAAGGCUGGUUGGGGGGCUUUCAGGAAGCUCAUUUGAUGAUGUUUAAGAGGUGUUCAGGAUCAAGUGCAGGGAAAGUGACACACCAUCGGGAGGAUCACCGAGCGGGGCUAAAUGACCAGAGACUCACAUUUGAAGAUGGACUUGAGUUUGCUUCAAGCUCUGGAGAGGGAGAGGAUCUUGCAAGUACUUCUGAGAGACAAAGUGUUGCGUACAAUGGAAGAAGACAGGAUCAGUAGAAUGAAAUUCCAGCUCCAGGAGCUUCGAAGAAGAGGCGCCAAGAGUUACUCCAGGGAGUACGGCGAGCGGACCUGCGCUCGUUGCCAGAUGCCGCUGGGAAGGUUCUGCAACACGGGCGCGGUCUGCCGUGGAUGCAGCCACCGAAUCUGCAGCAAGUGCCGCGUGUGCGUGGGAGAGGCGGCGUGGAAGUGCACAGUCUGCUACGCCUACAGGGAAGUAAAGAUCCGGUCUGGAGACUGGUUUUUAGAGGAAAAGACGAAGAAAUUUCCUGCUAUAGCAGACAAAUAUGAGACAGUUGGUGAAAAACUGUUGAAGACCUACAAUAUGUGGAGUCACAUAGCAAUUGUGCCACCCACUCCACCAGCCCACUCGGGAUUUGACUUUCUGAGCAGAUCAGGGGAUUCAAAAAAGUCCAGCAUGUUAUCCAAAGCAGUGGAAGAUCUUCUGUGUUCAUUCAACAGUGAUGUUAAAAAAAUGUCCUCAUCUCAGAACGACGUGAGAACAGACCUGCUGAACGUCGACCGCGGCAAACAUUUGCAUAACAGCGCACAGAAGAGCCUCUCUGACACCGACGUCAGCAAAUCUGGCAAACACUACCAAGACCUAAGCCUUCCCAACCUGUUCAAGAGAAGCAAGGACAGCGACCAGGAAGGCUGCUCCACGGGCGCAGAAGAAGAGACCUCCAAUAGUUCGGAAAACUCUGAUGGCAAGCGAGGUAGUUACAGCAGCAUCAGCACGGAGUGCAGCCUGCUUGAGGGCGUCAGUGCGAGCGGAGACGUGGAGCUGGCGCUGGCCUACAACACCGACUCUUCCUGUUUGGAGAUCACAGUGGGAGCGUGUCGAAACCUUCCCCACAGUGACGCCCGGAAGAAGAGGUGUCACCCGUACGUCAAACUCUACAUGAUGCCGCCCAAGAGCAACAAACGGAAGACUGCAGUCAAGAGAAACACCACCAGUCCUGUUUUUAAUGAACUUUUUCAAUAUCACAUAGAGCGUCACCUGCUGACUGGAAAGCGACUGCAGGCGUCUGUGUGGCAUUCAGGAUCCUUGCACAGGAAAGUUUUUCUGGGCGAGGUCCUCAUCCCACUGGAUGGCUUACAAUUUGACGACAAACACUUCCAGCGCUUCAACUGGUACCCGCUCUGUCUGCAGGCUCCAGCACGCCCGCGACCCUAGUGAGGAGAAGCGGCUCAGAAAAUGGAUGGAUGGAUUAUCUUUUCAGCCAUCAAAACUGUAUCCAAAACUGUUGUCAAUGAAGGUUUUGUUUGCAAUUAACAUUGUGUGCAAAUUGUGAUGAUUUAUUAUUAUAAAAUAUAACUGUUUUAUGUUAACAUUAUAUAAAUGUAUUUACUCUAUAAGUUAUGUUUUAUAUGAGAUGACUGUUUUAAUCACAUUGUCCUGUAUUUGUAUGUUCUUGUUUUUGCCGGAAGAAGGGUUAAGUCAUAUUUUUGAUUAUUUAUGUAUUUAUUUUUAAAAAAUGGACAAUUAUAUUUUCAUUCCAUAUGACAAUUUUCAAUCUCACUUUGUCUCUUCUGGUUCCAUGAGUUUACAUUUGGACAAUAAAUGGUCAUAUGUUC